AUGGAACAAAUCACAUAUGGUGCAACCAGUGGUAUCUUCAAAACUGAAAAAUCUACAAUUCUCAAGUGCCCUUUUCCCGGCUCUGAAGAUGACCUGCACUGCGAGCAACAAGCCUAUGAGCGGUUGCGUCGACAUCCACGGAUAGCCCGCUACUACGGCCGCUUCAACAACGUCGGGUGCGAGCUGGAAUAUUACCGGAACGGCUGCAUCGACAAGGUAAUGAUAACAAUGCAUGGGGAACUGCCGUAUCUCAAAUGGGCAGAACAGAUUGUUGAAGCGCUAUGGCGUGAAGGUAUCUACAGUGACCAACACAGCAAGAUACCGCCCGCCUAG
This is a messenger RNA of Uncinocarpus reesii 1704, 333 nucleotides long. RefSeq lists its product as uncharacterized. The transcript is spliced from 2 exons. Lineage: Eukaryota; Fungi; Ascomycota; Eurotiomycetes; Onygenales; Onygenaceae. Bases 1 to 333 code for a protein of 110 amino acids. The record is from RefSeq and is a predicted model, not a curated record.